AUGUACAAACAAUUCGCGCUGUUCCUCGUCGCCGCGCUGCUGUUGGCCGCGAAUAACUCGACAGAGGCCGCGGAGAAAAAAAGCCCGUUCGACGCACUAAUGGAGAUGGUCAACGGGUUCAAGGCGCAAAAGCCCGAGCUGGAGAAGGGAUGCGCUGAGGACAACAAGACGGAAGUCUGCCACAAACUCUUCAACAAAAUCGACGACAUGGUGAGAAUCGCCACCGAGGUCAACGACAUCUUCAACAAGAUUCAGAACAUCACCGCCAGCGAAAAGCCCUUC
Messenger RNA from Mesorhabditis spiculigera, 282 nucleotides. NCBI's taxonomy places the organism in Eukaryota, Metazoa, Nematoda, Chromadorea, Rhabditida, Rhabditidae. The record is from the annotation of a GenBank genome assembly.